Molecule: messenger RNA, 1965 nt
Organism: Rotaria sp. Silwood1
Lineage: Eukaryota; Metazoa; Rotifera; Eurotatoria; Philodinida; Philodinidae
Source: the annotation of a GenBank genome assembly
AUGGCUUCUAUGCACUUUGCAUUAUUCCCCCAGCCAUUGAAUGAUACGGAUGAUGAAACAUCAUCUACACCUCCAUCCAAACAACAGCAACAACCUGGUUCAGCAUUAGGUACAUCAAGUGAUGAACAAAAAGAAGUUUUUAAUCUCACAUCAACAACAGGAAAAUCACCAAUGCUAUCUAAAAGACGAAAAAUUCAAAGUACUACUCCAUCAAGUCAAAAAAAGACGCCUAAAAAAUCGACUACAAUAAGUGUUCAAACAGAAUGGACAUGGAAAGAUAUGGAAAUGCUCGAACAAUAUCGAAUUCGAGAAGAAAAACCUGAACCGGUACCUGUCGAAGAAGAGCGUGAAGAAUUAGAACGAGAAGUUAUUGCUGAACCAGAAGUACCAAUUCCAAAAGUUUCAGAAACACCUGAACAAGCUGAAUCGACUAUUAGUUCAUUACCAGAAUUGCCAAUUUUAACAUCUGUUGGACCACCACCUAUUUUACAGUAUAAUCCUGAAUCUAAACAAAAAUCAUUUGAUAUACCUCGAACACAUGAACAAGCCAUUGAAACUGAAUUACGUGAAUUGGGUGUACAUAUUCAUGGACAUGUUCCAUGUGAAUUUUGUGGUGAACCAAUACUUAAAUGGCCAACAAUUAUUGAACAAGAAAAAUUUGCACCAAGUCAAUUAUUUUGUUGUAGUGAGUAUCGUGAAUUUGUUGAAGCUGUACUUGAAAUGCAAAGAGAAGAGAAUCAAAAACUUGAUUCAAAACAAAUUGAUAUACAACCACAUGCUAAAGUUCGUAGUCGACGUGCUCGACAAUUAGCUGAAGAACGAGCUAAAACAAGAGUUUGGGAACGUCAUAUGGCUGAACAAAAACGUCUUGAAGAACAAGCACAAAAAUUAGCACAUGCUACACAAUCAAAAUCUAGUGAUUUACGUAUGGCACAACAAUCAAAUUCAUAUCGUGGUGUUUCAUCAGUGACUAGUAGUUCACCAUCGCCGAGCACUGCUGAGCCAGGCUCGGCAAUGGCAGCAAAAAUGAGAACUCUGACAUAUCAAUUAUCAAAUUUAAAAUUUGUUGAAGAAGGUUGGACAUUACAAAGGCCACCUGAUUUUGAAAUAAGUUCAGAUGAUGAUUCUGAAGAUGGAGAACAUAUACUUGUACCAAGAGAUCUUUCGUCUUCGAUACUUAAAAGAUAUGAAAGACCAUUAAUUCAAAGAUUUUAUAAAGACGGAUCAAAAGCAGCUAUUCUUUUUCCAAAUGGAACAGGCUGUGUUUAUUAUCCAUCGGGUAAUUUGGCUAUCAGUAUCUCAGAAGUUGCUCGUGCUAUGCUUUUAUAUACUGCAUUUACUGAUGAACCAACACUUUCAGCAAAACAAUUAGCACAAUUUGAUCCAUUUGGAAAUGGUUAUUGUAAUUUUACCAAUGGAGAUUUAAGAUUACAAUUGACAGCACUUGAAGGCGUAGAAUUAAAUUUUGAUGGUGGUCGACGCCGUCGUUGGAAUUGGUGGACAAAAGUGAAUACGUCUUUUGAACCACACGUACAUGCACCACCAUUUCAACCAAUAUUAUUUCAUUUAAAUAAUGAAAUUGUUAUAAAAAUUUGUUCACAAGAAAAAAUUUAUAUGAAAUUUUCUACUGAACUUGUUGAACUUAAAUUUAAAGUUGGUGCUAGAUUAAAAGUAAAUAAUGUGAAUAAUUUACCAUCAACACAAAAAAAUGAUCCAUAUGAAAAUCUAUUAAAAAAGAAAAAUAUUAUUAUAACACGUUUAUUAAAAAAUAUCCAAAAUGAAGCCCAACAAUAUAUUAAAAGUCAAGAACAAAUGCGAACUUCUCAAGAAACAACUUUAAUUAAUCUUGAACAACAAAAACGUACAAAACAACCAAUUAAACAAAGUUUAUUUCCACCUAUACGGCAAAAUGAAGAAAAAAUUCAAAAUAAUCGAAAAAUUUAUCGCAGUGUCAUAGUCACGUAA